Heteronotia binoei (common prickly gecko) is the source of this 7212-nucleotide messenger RNA. RefSeq lists its product as uncharacterized. NCBI's taxonomy places the organism in Eukaryota, Metazoa, Chordata, Lepidosauria, Squamata, Gekkonidae. The record is from RefSeq and is a predicted model, not a curated record. Bases 152 to 4759 code for a protein of 1535 amino acids. The transcript is spliced from 2 exons.
GCGAGUCCGUGCGGGCGGCAGGAUUGCUCUAGCGAGAGGCGCGGCUUCCGCCACCAGCUCGACUCGUGGCGACACCGGCUGCUGCGCUGUUGAGGGCACAACAGAAGCAAUAGACUGUCCUGGUCAGCCAAAAUCUCCAUUGGAAAAGUUUAUGGUCAGGUUGUGCACAUACCAUCAGAAGCGCUUCGUCCGUGUCCUGAAUGAUAUAUGCACUGAAGUACAACCAGGCUGUGAGGGCCAGCAGUUACCUGGAGCUACAAACAUGGAUGUAUCUACUUGUAGCUCAGGCUGCAGCCAGUAUCGUACUGAGAACCAGGAACUUGGAGCUUCUUGUUCAGAGCCUAAGCACCUUCCAUCUCUGGACCCUGAGCAAUCAGGGCCUCAUGGUUCUCUGCGCAUACUAUGUCAUGCUCUGAAGCAAGCAGUGGAUCUGAAGUCUUCAGACAGAAGAGAAAAUUGCAGUCCUAUUGUCAGAAGAGACUUCCCUGAGCUUCCUAGCAUUAGAACAAACUCUGCAAGUCCCAGGGAUAGUCCCAAUCAAGGGUACCUCACCACCUCCAAUUCCCAUUAUUCUGUUAAAGGCCUGGAAGGGCAAAUCCCUAGUAAUGAGCAAGAGAUGGGAAUCAGAAAAGGUGAAGAUGACAAAGACCAGAUGCAAAGUCGAGCUUUGUUGGGAGGUUACGUUGCUGUGAAAGCAUCAAAUGUCAACGCUAGUGAGGAUAGUCUGGAAAGUCGUCUGGGCUCUCAAAAGGGCCUUUUCAAACCUUUUCCUGAGGAGACCAGAGAGCCAGUCUUCUCAGCAAGCUCCCCUCGGCGAGCAGAUAAAGAGAAUGCUUUGCAGUGCAGUUCCAAUGCCUCCUUGCACCCAGAUACUGAAAUAAAUGACCAAGAAGCCAGACCGAAGACAGAGAACCAUCUCCAGUCUGCGGGGAAGAGCAAAGGGAGUAGUCAUAUGCAUCCUGUUGAGAAGACUCAUUUGGAGAAUGCCAAAGACAAUUGGCUGCCAGUUAGCCCUGUGCCAGGGGUUCAUCACAAAACCACCAAUGGACAUUCAAGAGCCAAGAGCAUCUCAGUCUCCUCCAAAAACACUCGUAAGAGCAAACGAGCCUCAGGACUAAGAAUAAAUGAUUAUGAUAACCAAUGUGAUGUUGUGUUUAUCAGCCAGCCUAUUACAGAAUACCACUUUGAGAACAAGAGGGUUGUGUCUUCUAGAAAGACAGCGAGGAAGAGUACACGUGGAUAUUACUACAAUGGUGAGUGCUGUGAGCUUCCAACUGUUCGCACCUUGGCUAAGGCUUCCCGUGUACAGGAGAGUGAGAGCACCCCAGCACCAAGGGCUGAGGUCCUAACCACCCCUAAUCAGGCAGCAGCUCAAACUGUGAGUCAAAAUGCUGACCAAAGGUCUUCCCUUGUGGCACUCCCUCAAACAAACUCCUCUGACAAGAACACUCAGGACACAGCUGAGCCAUGCCCAGCUGAGAAUAAUCCUCUUGAAACAAGUUUCAUGAAGCAGGGAGAAGCUUCACCUGCAGUUGAAGAACCACCUGCAGUUUCUCUCUCCCUGCUAGCUUGCCCUGAUCUGAAUGCUGAGGAAAGCAGCUUGUCUGUCUCUUCAUUUCAGUCUGCAGUUGUCUCUUCCCCACAAAUGAAUGAACAGGAACUGCAAGAGCAAGCUGAUGUGAGCGAAAUCCUGCAGACUAGUAACACUAUGGACUCCUGUAAGAGUAGCAGUCCUUGUAAAGAGAGUGGCAGUGCAGCCAACUCUGUGCCACUGUCCAUCUCAGAAACUGAUGAUAGCAAAGAAAACUCUUUGACUUUGGAGAAUAUUCUGGAGCCUUCCAAUCUUGUAAAUCAGGAACCUUCUGUUAGUGUGAAUCUUCCAGUGACUGAAGAGCUCACAGCCAAAAUAGAUCCACUGCCUCCCUCUGAGGGGUCUGCUACAGCUGUAGACUUGCCACCACCUGUGGAAUCACCUGCUGAUGUGGAACUCCCAUUACUUUCCCCUACAGACCUUGCAGAACCACAAGCAGAGUCUCCUGCUCUUGUUAACUUGGGUGCUUCUGCAGUCCUCCCAACAGAGGUCCCUUCAGGCACAGAGAUGGUGUGUUCUGAGGAGCUUGUUACCAGCUCAAGGGCAGCUUCUCCGGUGACACUUUCUGCCAGUGUGGUCCCUGAGACUCCUGCAGAUGCAGAUUUGGAAUCCUCAGAGCCCCCUCUUGUAAAAUCUCUGGCGACAAUACCUGGUGAGGUGAAUCCAGAGCUUUCCCAACUCUGCUCCAGCUUAGAUGCUACAGAGCUCCCUGCCAGCUUGCAAUGUGCUGAUGCAAAUGGAAGCAUUAAUACUGAGCCUGCUGUUGAAAGGACACAGGACUGGGAGGAAGGCCAAGCAGAAAAAAGUGAGACUGUGUUGCCUGUUGUAGAUAUUGGUGAAAACCAGGAAGCAGAAAUAGUAGAAGAUACAAGUGAUUCUAGCAAGAUGGAUGAGAACAGGGAAGCUGAUGGCAAAGCUCCACCAGUCUCUGAAUUGUCAGAAACAAGCAGCAAAGGGGCAGCUUCUUCCAAAAUAAGCUCAGACAAAAAGCGAAAAAGAGAGAAAAAACCUCAAGUUGCAUCUGAUCGCCGCCUUCGGAGCCAACAGUCCCUGCCUCCUGCAGAGGACAGUUCUGAGCCACCCAGCUCACCCACCCCCCUGCAGCUUCCUCAGCUUCAGAUCAAGCUUUCUAAAAGCCCUGGUGCUAAACGUUUUAAAAGGGAGGUACAUCUUGAUGGGGCAGCAUCUGUGAGCUUUCCAAGUGAUUGCUUCCACGAAACAUUGCUCACUGACAUUGGGAACACCCAUGAUGGAGAACCUAAGCAGCAGACAGGGGACAUAAAUGACAUCACAAAGGAACAGACCUAUAAAAACCUGUUGCCUAUAGAGGCUGCAGUAGAUGAAAGUCAGAAUGGAGAUGACAGGAGCAAGCAAGGGACUAUGCUUGAAAUCUGUUUAGAGGCAAAUUCUGACAAAAGAAGUGUUCAUGUCCCAGCAGAAAUCUCUGAUGAGGGUGAACAACAAACAAAUAGGAAUCAAGAAGCUCUAGAGAACUCUGACAGUUCUAUGGAAGUUAGAGAGGUGUUGCACACAGAUCAUGGGAUCAUUUUCCAGCCUUGUCCUGGUAGCAAAAAUGAAAGCAGGAAUGCACCACUAGAGAAAUCUAUGAGAUACAAGAAGCCAGCCCUCCAGUUCUAUAACUUGAGACAUACCCCUGCCCUUCCUCCUGUGGCUAGUGUCCAGAAAACCACAGCAGAAAAAGUAAUCACAGAACCAGAUUCUAAUGUCAUGAACCAACAACAAGCUGGCGGUGAAGACCCCAUUGGCUUUAGCAGCAUAGAGGUGUUGUCUGACAACAAACCCAGAUUUGUGGAAUGGUGUGCUGAGGAAGAGAACCAAGAACUCAUCACAAAUUUUAAUACCCAGUACAUGAAGGUCCAGAAAGGGUGGAUUCAGCUGGAGAAGGAGGCUCCACCAGCUCCAAAGGUCAAGAACAAGUCUGACAAGCUGAAAGAGAUCUGGAAAAGCAAGAAGCGGACCCGGAAAUUCAAAGGAUCUACUGAGGUCCAGAAGCUCUCCCCUGUUCAGAUGCUGUUCAUGAAGGCAUUUAAUGUAUCCAACAUCUGCAGGUGGUUCAUGGAGACAACUGAGACCAAGUCUCUGGUAAUUGUGAAGAAGUUGAAUACACGACUCCCAGGAGACAUCCCCCUCAUCAAGCUUCCACUCCAAAAGGGCUCCUCUUCUGGCAUCUACCCAAGCUCUCUUCAAGCUGAACGUCUGAAGAAGCACCUGAAGAAGUUUGCUGCUAUGACUCCAGCAAAAAACACAAUAAAAACCCAAAGACUGUGGGCUAGGCUUCGAGAGGCCACUGAGGAAACUGAACCAGAGCAAGUGGCCAGUCCAAAGCAGAUGUCCCCCUCUGAUGUAACUUUGGAACAUGCUGUUGAAGCAAAAACCCAAUCCCGUCCAGCCACACCAGUGCAGACCAGCUCACGAAUUCUGAGGAAAUGCUCCAACUUGCGAAGCAAGCUUCCUGUCCAGCAUAAGGUGGUCAAACAGGAGAAAAAUGAGUGUGUAACGAAGCAGCCCCCAACUGAAAGCAAGCCAAGUAAGAAGAGCUUGUGCAUUAAGCCACUGAUGUCUCCAAAGCUGGUGCAGCAGGUCAAAGCAGCCCCACCUCCUAAUAAAUCAACUGAAAGUGGAGGAAAGGAAAGGAAAGGGAAAGGAAAGGUGCAGGAGGACUCCCCAUUGAAGAGUGAGCCUCAACCAAGCAAAAAGAAGUCACAGAAUGAGAGUAUCAGGGCACAAAGGCAGUUAAAUAAACUUCCUCAUAAGAAGUCCAGUAAAUUGAAGCAUUCAGCAACUUGUGCUACUCGGAAACAGACAGCCAUGGAGAGAAGCAAUAAACACACAGCUCAGAAUGAGAAAGUGAAGAAGCCACAGCUCGGGAAAAAGCAGCCUCCCAUCCCAAAAGGGAAAGCAAACACCAGUCAAAAAGCCUCUCUUCCUUCCAAGCAAGUAGGGCUUGCCAAGCCUUCAAAGCAGAAAGUGGUGCAAGACUCCUCUGGACGGUCUCUGAAAGUUGCUGCUAAAAAGGCAAGCAGUGGAAAAGCUCUGACUAGGUCAAUGAAACUGUUUCAGCAGAACAAAAAAGCCCAGAGCAAAAGGAAGCUAGGGGCAAACAAAAACUCUUCUCCCUGCAAGCGCAGGAGGCUGGAUGCAAAGUAGCAGCCUUGCGUUAAAUGGGGGGUGAGUAGGUUGUAGGUCACAAAAUUCUUUCCUCAUGCAUUAAGUAGAUCCAUUUAUGAACCUGGGGGAGCCAGGCAAUGUUUGACUAAAGGCCUACCCCCUCUCCCUGAUUUUAGGAGCCCUCACCCAUGUUGCCUGCAGAGUGGGACACCGUUCUUCUCCAUAGCUGAGAAGGGAAGUGACUGCUUUGGGAAGUUCCUAGACUUUUAACUGGGAGCUUGGCAGUUUCAGUUCAAAGUACAGUGCCUUAUUUAACAUUUUAGGAAAUAAAUGUAGUCUGCGUGAUUUAAAGGCUGGCAGUUUAUAGGUGAUGCACAAGCACUUGUACUGUAAUGGAAAGAGAACAACCUUUCAUGCACACCACAUAGAUUUUGACAACCCAUCAGCUGGGAUUCACAUAGGAGCAGCCCUGCCCCCCAUUGGCAUUGUAGCAUCCUGGCUUCAUUUAAUUUGGGAGUAGCAUUUAAAGCCAAAAUCCAAAGCAUUUUUUCCUUUUAAUGUCACUCACUACUAGCAGGACAGAAUGAUAUAAUUUAUUAUUAAGGUAUUAACUGCCAGACACCUUCAAUAACUUGGAAGGGAGGGGGUCUAGGGUUUGACUGUGUUCUAGCAUAUCUUCUAUGACAAAAAGAUUCUCUGUGCUGCUUCUUCAGUCAUUGUGGUAACUCUGGACAGCUUUAUAAAAAAAAUGGAUUGCUCAUUUGUUUGGAUAGUGAGCCCUUCCCAUUGCCUGUCUUUUUGGAUAUUACUAUUAAGAUGCAAAGAAUUAUUUUCCUGUUUUACAACUGAGAUGAAUGUCUGGAAUACCCCUGAAAGAUGAUUGGCCCAGUGAGCAUCUCAUCAUUGAUACUGAUGGACAGCCCACAUAACCAUCCCAAAGUAGAGUCUGCAUGCAUCUUAAAAUGGUGUGUCUGUGUGAACUAUUGUUGGAAGCUGCCCAUAGACUUGGUGGUUUCUUCUUAUGAAGGACCAAGUGAUGCUUCCAUUUCCUUAUUUUCUAUGCAGUUUCUUUGAGCCCUCUUUCCACUGGUUUUCUGUUUUUCAGAUGUCCCAAGGCUUUUUAAAAAAAUUUAAAAGUUAGAAUGAUGCAAUACUGGCUGUGAAUUAGCUGAAAGUAUUGUGUGCUUUUCACAAAGUUGGUUGGAUUGCAGCUUGAGAUGAAGUAAACUGUCUCUUCCCUGGCUUAAAAGGCUGUACUUUCCAGCUCUCUAAAUGCUCACAAUGUGCCAUACAAUUUGUACAGCCUCAUCUUCCAGGUUUAAUCAAUGAAUUAUGUAAAGGUCAAGAAGUCAUCGCUGUUCAUACAAGAUAUUCCUAUGAAAGCCUAUUAGAAAUGCAAACAGUACCCUUCUCAGUGCAAACAUGUGUAAUGGAUCCAGCGAGAGGGAAAGAGGAUUUUUCUCAGGGGAAGUUUCCUGUUCCCUACACUUUGUGCUACCCAUCUGUUGGGUGAUAGUGGUUGCUUCUAUUGUGGGUCUGGAGACAAAAGGCAAGGCCUGGCCUUUUAUUUAUUUCUGUAGUUUCUCUUUGAGCCACAACGAAGACCAAGCUGUUUGCUUAGAAACUUGUGCAAACUUCCUCUCAUUUGCUGUGUGUGGCACCCAAGAGCUUCCCAUGAAGGCCUUCAAAUUGCUUGACCUUUCAGAAUAGCUUUCCAUGGAUACCAUCUGAGAUCUACGUACUCAAACACAUCUUUACACAUGAUUAUAUUAACUGGCUUAAACCAGUCUUUCCAGUUCGUAAGGGAUUUAUUGAAUAAAAGAAAAGGCAAACCCUUCAGGGAGUACGAAGAAGGCAGAGGCAUGAAUGAAUUGAUUUUUUUUAAGGGGGGGGGAGGGUAUGUUAGCAUUGGCACUCCUAUACCAAAGCUCAUUACUGCAGGCAGAAAACUAGUUAAGUAAUUUUUCCAUUGAUCAAAAAGGUUGGAAUUAGGCUUCUGAAAAUGGAAAACCCUUUUACUCACCCACUUAUUGUCGGUGGCCUGAGAGGGUGCACUAAAGCUGUAGGACACAUCAGGGUGGACUCUUUUUUAAUGAAAUAGUUUUGAUUUUUAACUUCUGUCUUCUGAUUUUAAUCAUGCUGUAUAAAAUUAAUUGUUGUGAGUGCUUAAAUGAGUCCUAGCAUUCCUUGUAAAGGUUGAUAUGAAGUUGUCUUGUUUUAUCUGCACAUGUCACAUGUGCUAGACAUUCCAGCCCUUGUGUUAGGAGGUAUAUAAUGAAAUUUAUGAUUGAGAGGAAAAGGCAAAGAUGUCAGAAUUUCUCCUCUCCUUUUUCAAACAUUGUGUGUCUCCAUCCACAGAGAUGUGUAAAUCUUCUGCUCCCUCUAUCCAGGGCUGCUUCCUAAGAAAAGGCUGGAUGAUAGGGGCACCUUGUGCUACUUGUGGGAAGCAGUUCUCGUCCAGUCACCUGCUAAUAAAAUCUUUCUGCAUCUCU